This is a messenger RNA of Magallana angulata, 765 nucleotides long. RefSeq names its product piggyBac transposable element-derived protein 4-like. The transcript is spliced from 3 exons. NCBI's taxonomy places the organism in Eukaryota, Metazoa, Mollusca, Bivalvia, Ostreida, Ostreidae. Bases 216 to 707 code for a protein of 163 amino acids. The record is from RefSeq and is a predicted model, not a curated record.
ACGAUUCAACAAUAAACACAUGAAAUGUUUUUGAAUUUAUAAAGGGUAGAAACAACAUUGUGCAGUAUGUGCCGGCGAAAAAAUCACAUCAGUGGGGUGCGAAGUUGGUUGUUUUAGCAGAGUCGGACACAGGCUACAAUGCUGCAAUACAGUUAUAUGCAGGUAGACAGGGUGGUGCAGCUAGGAGUGUCCACGGUGUAGGGUAUGAGGUGGUGAUGCAACUGAUGGAACCAUAUUUGUACAGAUAUCACCAUCUCGUGUGUGACAACUAUUUCAAGAGCCCGGCUCUCUGCUCUACCCUCUUUGAUAAAGACACCUACAUGACUGGCACUGUCAGGGUCUACAGAAAAGAGAUGCCCAAGUCUUUGAAGAAUUUAAAGUUGCAGCGUGGAGAGUCACUGGUAAAGCAAAGCGGACCCAUUAUGGCACUUUCUUAUGGUGACCGGAAAACCGUAACAUUUAUGUCCACGCUAUCCCAGCCCAACGUUAUUGCGACACAGAAUGCCCGGAGAGUUGAAAUCCAAAUACCGGCAGUCAACUGCAUGUACAACCAAAAGAUGGGUGGUGUCGACCUGUCCGACAAAAGUUUGGAGCUCUAUGAUCCUGACAUAAGGUCCAACAAAAUGUGGAAACGGAUCCUGUUCAACCUCCUUUUGAGAGUUAUUUGUAGGUCUCAUACUACAAAUCAACUUUUUAAAGCAAAAUAAAAAAUCACCGGGCUAACACCUGAGUUAAAAGCCCACAACAGUCUAUACACUGUAUCUA